Messenger RNA from Erigeron canadensis, 1235 nucleotides. Its product is annotated as F-box protein CPR1-like. Gene Ontology annotation, molecular function: protein binding. Bases 1 to 1092 code for a protein of 363 amino acids. The record is from RefSeq and is a predicted model, not a curated record. The transcript has 2 exons. NCBI's taxonomy places the organism in Eukaryota, Viridiplantae, Streptophyta, Magnoliopsida, Asterales, Asteraceae.
AUGAGGGUUUGUUCAUCCACAUCGUCCACAAUUAUUAAGCGUGUAGCAAAAAAGCCUUUAUUAUUAGCGACUAAUAUCCCCGAGGAUGUGUUAUUAAGCAACAUAUUCAUUCGAUUACCAGCAAAACAGCUUGCUCAAAUGAGAUCCCUCUCUAAAACCUGGAAUGCCCUCUUGUCCCAUCCCUCCUUUAUCCAAUCUCAUCUCGACCGUUCAAUCAAAACCAACGACGAAAUUCUUGUUUUCUUUUACAAUGUAGAUUUUUCACACAGGGAACCGUGUACCGCCCACCCCUCAGGAUCUCCUAGUGAAGACCUCACUAAAUUAAUCAAACCCUUACCUGGAUACAACAGUGUUAUUGGGUCGGUUAAUGGCUUGAUAUGCUACAUUAAAUAUUACUCAUACUGUCAUAUUCAUUCCCUUCGCAUCUGGAACCCUUCUCUCUCAGCCACAAUAGCUCUCCCACCCUAUAUUGAUAUUGGUGUAUACGACCCCGUACCCUCUUUUCGGUUCGGGUUUGAUCCCAAAACUUGUGAUUAUAAACUUGUUAAGAUAGCAUACAGUUUUGAUAUGAAUGAUAAUUUGAUUGAAGAGUUUCUUCCCGUAGAGGUGUAUAGUAUGCGAAAGGACUCAUGGGAAUCCAUCACAGAAAGGUUUCCAUCCCAUAUUACAUGUUUUCGCAACCUCAAUGAAGUUUAUGUGGAUGGAUAUGAUGGACAUGUUCAUUGGCAUUGUUAUGUUGAUACGAAUUACAUGCUUGAAACCAUAAUAGCAUUUGAUUUGAAUCUUGAAACUUUUAGUGAGAUUUUGCUUCCAGACGCUAUACAAAGCAAUCGAGGAAGGAGUAAUGCUUUGGGAGUUUGGUCCCGAAAGCUUUGUGUGAUUUCCUGCAUCGAAGAUGGUGAUUGUGAGGUGUGGGUGAUGGAUAAGUAUAAGGUGGCUACCUCAUGGAUGAAACUACAUGUGUUAUCCGGGUUUAGUGGCAAUAUUGAUCCGAUUGGAUUCACUUUGAAUGUUGACUCAUCAACCAGAGUUGCUCAGUAUAUUGACAGUCUUGUUUGGCCGGUAGCACGCAACGUGAAGCAUCAAUUGUGAUAGCAUCUCUUGAUAACAAAUUAGCUCGGACGCCAUCAUGUAAUUUGCUCUAUCAGUCUACUAGCUAGUUUAUUUCUUCAUGCUGUAUUACAUGAGGCUUUUAAUUAAUUUGUUAUUGUUGAUUUGUUUUAUUUAUUUAUUUU